AUGAGUGGAGAAUGGAAUACGGAUAAAAGUGAACACAUCGGAAAAAAUCAAAUCAGGAAAGGAGAAAAUUUGCAGUUGGAUACGAAAAAUCCAUUCAAUAGGUUUUCCGACCCAUAUGACUGGGAGUUUGAACAGUCUCUGCAGUCCUUCCAAGACGAGUCCAAGCUAAAGAGGAUUGUCACCUCACCAGAUGGAACUCCAGUGACGCGUUCGGUCAGUGGUACCCCAGCAUCGAUGUCUCGCGGCGCUGUCGGACGUUUUCCUCCUACCAUGAGACAUGUUAGCAUGAAUCGUCCAACUAAAAACACUUUCAAGUAUUCAUAA
Molecule: messenger RNA, 324 nt
Organism: Ostertagia ostertagi
Lineage: Eukaryota; Metazoa; Nematoda; Chromadorea; Rhabditida; Trichostrongylidae
Source: the annotation of a GenBank genome assembly